This is a messenger RNA of Helicoverpa zea (corn earworm), 5333 nucleotides long. RefSeq lists its product as uncharacterized. The coding region runs from base 319 to 3960 and encodes 1213 amino acids. Gene Ontology annotation, biological process: regulation of asymmetric cell division; establishment of mitotic spindle orientation; apical protein localization. NCBI's taxonomy places the organism in Eukaryota, Metazoa, Arthropoda, Insecta, Lepidoptera, Noctuidae. The transcript has 10 exons. Gene Ontology annotation, molecular function: cytoskeletal adaptor activity. The record is from RefSeq and is a predicted model, not a curated record. Gene Ontology annotation, cellular component: apical cortex.
CGAAGAUUGUUUUGUAUUCGUCGAACGUAAUUGUUGAAGUGGAGUCGUGCGGAAUGCGCGACAGUAGUGCACGAUCACGACAAUGUGCCGCGAAAAACGCUAAGUUGGUAACAUUCCCGCGCUAGUGCAUUGGAACUUGAAACAAAACAGUGAGAAUUAGUUAUUGUACAAGAGAAAUUUUGUGUAUAUUGUUUUGUUUAUGUAAUGAACAGUGUAAAAUUAUAUGAACUGGAUUUAUUGUGAUUUACCUAUUGGAGUAAACGACGAUUUUAAGGUUCGAGAGACGUGAUAUCUUUUCCGGCAACAACGACGGACAAGAUGUCCAAUUUUCAACGAACGCGCAGCAAAGUAUGGUGGGGUGAUUCACCGCCGAACAUAGGAAGUCCGGUGGCCCAACCCGAGUGGAACCGAAACAAUCGCGCCCGAGACGAUCCUGAGUGGGAGCCACAACUACCUCAUUGGAUAGCCAAUCAGCCCGAUGAACCACAGAACAAAAGCGCCGAUGACAUCGCGCAACCCAUGCAGAUAAAUCAAUGGCCUCUGCGUCACGGUAGCCCUGGCAGUCACAAGAGUCAAGAUUCCGGAUUCUCGGAUUCAGACAGCUCACCUCCGCCCUCCCAAUAUUAUCAAUCACCUGAGGCUACAGAUAACAAUAAAUCUUCUAGCAGUAGCGAUUCGAAUAACAAUCAAGAUAUAACUGUGAAACAAGCCGCUGGUUUUCAGAACACACCAAAAGGUAAAGAGAUUAACAAUGCGGGGCUGCAAGAUAAUGUCAGCUGUGGCAUGCCGACGCCGAAGCCACGGCUUCGCAGCAGCAGCGUCAUACAGACUCCGUAUGACCUGCAGAAGUAUUGCGAAAUACAUCGAGACGAGGAGCAUAUGGAACUGUUAAAAGAUAAAGACACGGAAAAUGUAAAUAAAACUGAACAAAAGUUUCCGACACCCAAAAAUAUAAACAACGAAACAGCAAAUAAAGAGAACUCCAAAAAUAUUUUAAACAAUAACUUAAACAGCAAACCCAAGUCUAAAAUCGAUAACAAAGUAGACAUAAAAGUAACUCCUCCGAGUAACAACAUAAACAAAGAGAACAAAAUAACAAACAAAAGUGCAAUACAAAAAGAUACCAAAGACGUACCAGUUAAAAACAUUAAUGUUAUAAGUCCCUCGAAAAAAUAUCCGGCGAAGAAGUCAUUCAUAUCUAGCACAGAUAGCGAUAGCACCAAAGUCAUUAAAGUAGCUAAGGUAAAAGAUUUGGAAACUAGUAAAAAUAAAUCUGACGACAGUUUAGAAUAUUUGAAGUUAGAAGAUAAUAACCAAAUAGCAGUAAAUAAUCAACCUAGAGUACGUACGCCGAUAUCAAACGUAUCUUACGUACCUACUGAGCGAACUACAGCAUCUAAAGUAGAAUAUGCGCGAAGUUUAUCUAACGAGGAAGCAAUUCCUAUUACAACAACUCCAAAAUUCCAAAGAAAUAGGCUAAACAAAUCUCUGAAUUUCGAAGCUCAAAGAUUAGACCAACAAAUCCUAGACAUACAGGAAGGCUAUCACUCUUUAGGAUACAUUGAUGAAGAAACGAUACCAAACAAUGACUUAUCUUACGAUAAUGAGCAGGUACACAAACCCGCCAAAGCUAUACUCGGCAAAAAUAUCAUGGACAGUCUUCAUUUAAAGCCAACUAAGAAAGCAGGACCUAAAGCUAAACAGCGAAUGGCAACAAAAGGAGAUAGGGCAAAGGAUUUAUUCAGAAUAUUUCCCAAAAAGGAAAAGCCUGGAGUUGUUGAUAGUCUAGCUGGUGGCCAUUUGGCAGGUAGCAGAGUUCCAUCCCUUGGCUUACCACGAGCCAAAGAUCAAGACCAAUGGGUUAUCGUUGGGCAUCCUGAAGAGAUGUUGAUACCACAUUAUAACGAAAGACUGGUAGGAGCAGAGAGUGACUUAAAUCAGGCAAAAGACAAACCUGAUGAGGACCUUCUCAAAAAUGGGCGUGUCACUCCUCCACCGCAGUUCCAAGAUAAACAGAAGACUCCGUAUGAAUCAGAUUCUAACACGAAUAAGAAUUUAACACAUGACUCUAAAAGGGAAAAAUUAAAAGGCGAAAUGGAUUUUGUUGAUGUCCAGCUAAAUAUGGCUUGUACAUCAACACCUAAAAUGCUGACUCCCCAUGAGUUCUUGGACAUUCCAAAUAGUGAUAGGAAGAGUGCUAGAAGAGUAAAUCUUUUGGAAAAUUUUAAUAGCGGCGAUUACCAUUCCAGGAUAGUGCUGAACAACCGAGACGAGAUCCUUUAUCGAGAGCGUUCGAUAGACCAGACCUGUCUCGAGAGGCUUUGCGAUCGAAAGCCUGAGCCAGUUCAGUACUGGCUAUGUGACCUAGUCGGAUCCUGUGAGAACGAGUGCAUGACCACGCUGCAGAGCAAGCCACUGGGUGCUGAGAUGAAGGCCUUGGUGUCAGCAAGCUCGGCAACUAUCACUGGGAACAUUAAGAAGGUGCAAACACAUGGACAGAUUAUAGUGCACCAGUACAGUGAUGUGCUAAGGCAAAUUGAUGCAGAGAAACCUGGUGAGGAACAAAUCUGCUUGUUGGUUGCGAACAUCAAUGAGUUCGUGCUAGCUCACAGCAUUACUUUGAACACGAAGCCACCGGGAGAAACUCCUGAAAGAUGGGACAAGAUCAAGAAGUCUCUACAACUGUAUCUUCAGAAGCUGAUCGAUGUUGGAGAAGACGUGAAGGUCGAGUUGAACGAGACCAGCCCCGAGUGGAGCCUAGUCUUGAAACACUUGGAUACGUUGAUCGAGAUUUUCUUAGAGACUACCAAAGCUGUGCUCGUUCAACAGAUGAAGACUUUGGUAUCGAUAAUUGAGGAACCACCUUCGGAUAUGAUUCUGAAGAGUACUCUUACGUCUAUUGGUCACUUGGCGAUGUUAAGUGACAAUACUGAGAGUUCUUUACAUGAGAAAUGUACGAAAAUCAUGAAGAAUAUAACUGAGCUACCGUUUGUGGACUGUGCGGUGCCCCGCGCACUGUUGACGGCUAUCAUAGAGUCGAAUAAGAGCUCUAUAAAGGCGCUGUCACUUCGUGCCCUUGCAACGGUCUGUGUUACUGGGGAUGCUGUCAAACAGUUUGAAGAGGGAGGAGGCAUCGAGAUCAUUUCAGACAUUCUGUCCGACCAGUCGAAUCCUGAGCCCCAGAUGCGAGAAGCGAUCACCGUACUCACUCAGAUCACCGCGCCAUGGCUUCGAGGGCACUACGACCUCACACAGAUGCAUCUGUACCUGAAUUCUAUCAUUGAAAACAUCACCGGUAUUCUCUCCCGCACCGACUGCUGUCAACUACUUCUCCUCUGCACCGCGUGCCUGGUGAACCUGGUACGAGAACUCGAACUGGAGAAGAAGGAUGAUGACGUCAAAGCCAAGUCGGACAUAGUGGAGGUCAUUACGAAGCAUAGGACUGUGGAGAAACUGUUGGAAGCCGUGAAGAGAAGGGGACCUAAUAUCUCCGUCUUUUUGCAAGAACAAACAGCGUCUCUCCUAGCGUCCCUCUCGCGCAUCCCUCGCUGCGUGCUAUCGCUGUCGCGCGCGGCGGCGGCGCGCGCGGCGCUGGUGUGCUGGUGCCGCGCCGCGCCGCUCGCCGCCGCGCGCCGCCACGAGCUGCGCGCGCAGGCACGGCUGCACUGCCAUGCGGCGGAGGCUAUUGCUAGGCUCUCAGUAAUACCAGACGUGGCUCACCAAAUCGUGCAACUAGAGGGCGUCUCCCUCCUUACCAAGUUGGUAAGGUUGCAGAGAACUCGCCCCUUACUGGACACCAACCCCGACCAGACCCUCAUACACUGCCUGAAAGCCCUGAGGACUAUAUACAAACACAACCCAGAGGCAUUCGAUGAUGAACAGGAUAUUAACGACAUGAUCAGACCACAUCUUAUGGAGUCACUCAUGCUGUUUUCAGCUAAGAAAGAGAGUUACGUUUAGCUUGGCGAGGAAUCGAUUUUGAAUCGAGUGAUUGUUACUCGAUUGUAUCGAUUAGUUUAUGGACGGGGCUUGAGGAAAUGAUUGUACUAAAUAUUAUGAUGAGUUUAGACUCUUAUGGCCUUUCAAAUUAAUCCUCCCCUAGGAAGGUUUAUUUUGACUUACGGCUAUUUAAAUGGAAUGGAUACGAAGUGUAUAUUAUCGUAAUCGAUUGUUGACGUGGUUAAUUAAAUUUUAACCAAACUCGAAUUAAUAUUUUGAGACUGAAUUGUAUAAAAAUAUUUAAUUGCGACUUAAAAUUAAGUGUUUAACUUAACAAUUUUAUAGUUUCGAAUUGAAACUCAAUUUUAUUAGACGUCUCGAAAUGUAUUAAAUAAAAAUGAACACUUGAAUAUAAUUACCUUCACGGGUAUCUACUUGACCAUGAAAUAUUUUGAGUAGGUAUACAAAACAUUAGCCUUAACUUGGAAUUUUAAUAAAAUAAAGUUUUCUUAAAGUAUUGCCAUAUAUUCACACUUGACAUAAAAGUGUUGCUGUAUAUAAAAUUUUAAAACUACCAUAAGUACAUAUUCAGCUUUGUAAAUAGCUUUUAUCUACUUAAUUGUUUUACUAUUUAUGUUGAAUAGUUUAGACCAGAGGCCAUACUAUCGUGAAAUUACUUUGACUAGUCUUUAAUCAUUCGUGUACCUACCUAGCUGUAUAGUUACUCUAUUUAAUGGCAUUAUUUCUUUAAGUUAAAUGAAUCCUGAAAUGUAAAACAGAGGCAUAUAAUUCUAAAAUCUAUAUAAAGCCUUGUCCAAUCAAGUGCAUUUUAAAAUUAUGAAAGCACUGUUUACCGAUGUAAAGAUGCUUUCUUGCUUCCCUUGCUCUUGUAUGGAUGAUGUCUUAGAUAAACAUGAAGAAAAAAACUGUGCAUGUACUUAAGCAGUGUUUAAUAGAAUGUAAAAGGAACUUUUAAUUAAAUUCUAUUUUAUAAAACUUAAGGCGAUUCAUACAACAGAUGAUUCUGGAUAAGCGGUUCUCGGUUUUAGUAUGAAAGGUUUGACCGGAUUUCAGAGAUUUCAACAUGAGUUCCGCUACAGCGCCAACCGCAACGCGUUAUCGUCUGUGAAUCAUCUUAUAACUAUAUAGCUUAUUGUUUUAUAUUCCGAUGGAUUAAUUACGUGUUCUAUUUGUAUUUAUCACAUCACUGACAACACUUUAUUGUAAGCAUCGAUACCACCUCAAUUUAUCGUAAACCCUAGUGACGUACAUGUAUAGUGAUGUACCGAUGUAUGAUUAAUGUAUAAUUGUAUACGUAAGGUUUGUAAAGAAAUUGCGAUAUGCGGCGACCGCCACUGUUAUCUGUUUCUAAUAAAGUAUAUUGUCCAUUUAAA